AUGAUCUAUAGGUCUGCCCCAGCCGCUGGAGCCCCUGCAGAUGGCCCUCCCAACCUCACCAGCAACCGCCGUCUGCAGCAGACACAGGCACAAGUGGAUGAGGUGGUGGAUAUCAUGCGUGUAAACGUGGACAAGGUUCUGGAGCGUGAUCAGAAGCUCUCAGAACUGGACGACAGGGCUGAUGCCCUGCAGGCUGGAGCGUCUCAGUUUGAGACCAGCGCUGCAAAACUGAAGAAUAAAUACUGGUGGAAGAAUGCCAAGAUGAUGAUUAUCCUGGGUGUGAUAUGCGUGAUUGUCCUCAUCGUCAUUAUUGGUAAGAAUUUCUUUUUUUACGUUUGUGGUUUGUACUUCAGCACCUAA
This is a messenger RNA of Limanda limanda (common dab), 360 nucleotides long. It is a transcript of the gene vamp2, whose product is annotated as vesicle-associated membrane protein 2. The record is from RefSeq and is a predicted model, not a curated record. Gene Ontology annotation, cellular component: plasma membrane; SNARE complex. Bases 1 to 360 code for a protein of 119 amino acids. Gene Ontology annotation, molecular function: syntaxin-1 binding; SNAP receptor activity. The transcript is spliced from 4 exons. Gene Ontology annotation, biological process: vesicle-mediated transport; SNARE complex assembly; vesicle fusion. NCBI's taxonomy places the organism in Eukaryota, Metazoa, Chordata, Actinopteri, Pleuronectiformes, Pleuronectidae.